CCUCUAUAUAAGGGCCGGUAAGCUUGCAUUGUAAUCUCAUCUCAUCCUCAACCCACUCAUACACACCCACAUAGCUAGAUAAGAAGAAGAUAAGAUAUGGAGGGUUUCAUGCGUAUGUUUUCAACUUUCUUCGUCGCUAUCCUGCUCCUGGUGGCUACUGGGAUGGGGCCGAAUGCAAUGGUCGCUGAGGCCAGAACUUGUGAGACUCUGAGCCACAAGUUCAAGGGAACUUGCGUGAGAGAGAGCAACUGCGCAUCUGUUUGCCAAACUGAGGGCUUCAGUGGAGGCGACUGCCGUGGUCUUCGCCGCAGAUGCUUCUGCACCAAACAUUGUUAAUGAGUAAUAUAUUAGUAGUAUAAGUCAUCACUCUCGGGUAGCUAGAUCUGUUGGGAGGACUGAUCCAUCGGUCAGUCGACGUACCGCACGUACGUGUUUAGAAUAAAUGGUGUUUUAAGUUUGAUGAUCUAUAUGUUACCUGGAUUUGUGUAUGAUUGUAAUGCUGCGUAUUUAUAUUGCAGUUUUUUCUUCUUAAGGUC
Messenger RNA from Rosa rugosa (rugosa rose), 536 nucleotides. Its product is annotated as defensin Ec-AMP-D2-like. NCBI's taxonomy places the organism in Eukaryota, Viridiplantae, Streptophyta, Magnoliopsida, Rosales, Rosaceae. The record is from RefSeq and is a predicted model, not a curated record. The transcript has 2 exons. The coding region runs from base 97 to 336 and encodes 79 amino acids. Gene Ontology annotation, biological process: defense response.